AUGAAUUUAGCCGAUUUUCCGCAUAGUUUUAGUUCAAUGGCAGAACGCAAGUCCAUUAAUAACUUAUACUACGAAAUAUACAAAUGGAAAAUGAAACAUGCACCAAAAAAUAUCGGAAAUUUUUGUGAUGGAACUAUGAACGACAGUGACAGAAGCAAACUAGUUCGUUGGCUCAGAAAUCUGGAGGACAAAACAUCAAGUCAAUAUUUGCAAGUAUUGUUUGCCUUCUCCAUACCCGACGAGGAAAGCAUGUUGAAAAUUCAAAGUCUGGGCAAAGCGAUUAUUUCAGCUGGUUCAGGCACUGGUUAUUGGGAGCAUCUUUUGAAGACAUUCUAUGAAGUCGACGUUAUUGCCUUUGAUAACAAUACAACUUAUCCAAUGAAUAUGCAUUACACGACUGUUCUCACUGAAGGGCCGAAAAUACUGGAGAAGUUUGGAGAUCGUGUAUUGCUUCUUGCGUGGCCAGAUAAGGAUGAGCAAAGUCAAUUUUCUCUCGACUGUUUACAUCAUUACCGAGGUGAUAUUAUCAUACAUAUUGGUGAGCUCCACGGCGAAACACUCUCCUCUAAUCCAUGGGGUCAAUCGACGUCGAAACGUUUCCAAUUAGAGAUGGCAAAAUCUUUCCGUUGUCUGUAUCGUCGACGACUUCCAAACUGGCCUGGCUUUAUGGACAGUUUUAGCAUAUGGUGUAGAAUAUCAACACCAGUAGACUGCGAUGGAGGAUUGUUUUGUUACACACCUGAAAUUUAAACAAAUUAUUUAACAUAGCAAUUCACUGAUACGCUACACGGGUGCAGGACAACACCGUGAAAUAAAUUCCGUAAAAUUUAUUAUUUCAUUUUAUUUAUGAUCAAUCGAAUUGUCAAUAAAUCAUUUUUUGCAAUAA
Molecule: messenger RNA, 886 nt
Organism: Xenia sp. Carnegie-2017
Lineage: Eukaryota; Metazoa; Cnidaria; Anthozoa; Malacalcyonacea; Xeniidae
Exons: 5
Coding region: 1-750 (249 amino acids)
Source: RefSeq, a predicted model, not a curated record